GGAACUCAUCCCCGGGCGUUGCCGCGGCAGCGUUCGUAUCAUCGCGCCGGCGCCGGGGAACGGCAGUCAGUUGCAGUCGGCGGCCGGAGCGGUGCUGACGGCUGUUCUCCAUCUGGAGAGGAGCGGGUAAGUGAGGGAUGGGGAAAGCUGCCCCCUCUUCUGCCACAACAUGAGGUGAGCAAGGCUUGCAGCCAGGACUCAGCAACCCCUUCCUCAGGCAGCAUCAGCCCUGUUCAGACCAUCCCAUACACGCCAUUAGCCGAGCCCUGUACCAGCCUGCUCUCAACCCUGCCACAACACACACCUAACACCCGAACCUUGACAGAGGUGAAAGAGGGGAAGCACGGCAGUCAGUGUCCUGCCUCUACGAAAUGUUGUCAAUGUACGCUCAAGAGGUCUGACGUAGAGGGCCAUGCCCCCCGUGGUUAAAUAGGGCAGCCAAAAAUGAGCGCCACGUUAGGAUCACACCUCAGAUUACCAGGUUGCGGCUCCAAAAGAUGCAGUUUCGUCUAGGAAAUGUUUGUCUUCCUUCCUCCUUCUGCCUGUCACAUCCUCAAACUCACCCAUGAAACUAUUAGCUAACAGCGUAGACAGCUCCUAACAUUGCAACCCACAGAGAUGUCGCUCAAUCCCGACCCUUCUUCACUGAUCGAACUGAAGGAUUCACUUCCUUCGUAGCCCCACAGUCAACAGAUGCAACUAUUUCAGACAACUCCAUGAGAAUGAAAGACACCUUUUGUUGUUGUUAGUGAUUUUCUUGGUGACCGUCGCCGAGUCCCAGGAGAGCCUGUUCCAGAGGAGGAUUUCUUUCCUGUCUCCUUUCCCCUGCACAAGCAGCUGAGGAUCAGGUAAUGAGACAAUGCACCCUGAGGCGCAGGUGGUUGUGAAGCUGGCAGGGAAGCAAUGGUCUUUUCUGAUGUCAGGUUGGGGAUUACUAAUGUUUUCUCCCAAGCGUGUGAGCAGUGCAGAGGAGCCCAAGUCACUCUGGAGGCCAAGCCCUGAAUAGCACAUGAUAGGAAUUGCUUGUGCUUUAACCUUGUCUGUGUAUUUUAUUUUUGAUUCAGACCAUCUCUGCCUGCCCUGGUGACUCCAGGCUGCCAAAUCCUUCCUGCUCCAGGUCUCCCUAUCCAGCCAGGACGGAUGGCAUCUGGCACCCCGCCAGCAUAGAGGCAACAACAGUUGUUGGUUAAGGAGAUAUCGUGUUAGAUAUACUUAGGGUGCAAAACAUGAGUACAGGCCUUGUCUGGAAAAAAGGAACUGGGUAAGAAAAGGUAGAGGGAGCGCGCCUUCUGAGAAGAGAGGCCAAGAGCAGCCAUGAGGGGCAACGCGCCUGUACAACUUUAUCCAGUUUUGCCACCGAGGGCUGUAAGGGGAAAUCAGGGAGGGGCAGUUAUGCCUGGGAGAGAGCAAGGGAAGGGGGAAGGGGGAGGGAUGCAGGAGAAAGGGAAGUGUUUAAUGUGUUUGUAGGGGAAGGGGCAGUGCACGACGGCAUAUUCCAACAAGUCUCCUAAUACAUGGCAGAGUCCCCUUCCAGGUACAAGACACAUCCACCUAGCUGCAUCUACUGAGGCGCCCAGCAGCUGCAGAGACUCCUGGGAGGCAGGACCCGUUGAGGCCAAGGACCACAGAAGAAGGCGAGGAACCCAGCCAGAGGGACUGCGAGACUCUACCUAGCAGUCCGCCAGCCCUCCAGGGCAAGAUGGAGAGACUGAGGCGGAUCUUCAGAAAGAGGACGGCAAGGAUGGCCCCAGGACAGGAGAAGGACAGGAAGAAGCCUGAGGAGGAGGAGCAGGGCGGCCACCACCAGGCAGAGGCUGCAAAAACGAAAGGCCGAUGGUGGCACUGUCUCGUGGGCUGGAGAAGAAGGGCACCUCCAGCAGCCACGGAAGAGCAGGGAGAGGAGCCAGUCAGGCCCCGAUGGAGGUGGCCCAGGAUACAGCUGGGUAGGAAGGGCCCAGCACUGCCAGAGACCCAGGCACAGCCCCCGCGCAGCUCCAGCCCCAGCCCCAAACACAGCAGCCAGGACCCCAGCCCUGAAGCCCAGCCGAAGGCCACUCCACAUGUGGCUUGGGAGGAGAAGCCAGGCUCCCCAGGGCAGGAGCUGCACAGGCCCUGCUUCAAGCUGGGCUCCAGCUCCUCCAGGGAGGACAGCGACAGCUCCCAGGAGGCUGUGGGCCUCCAGCAACAUGCUGCCACCACCAGAGAUACAGUCCUGCCCUUCUACAAGGCAGAGGAAGAGCAGAGGGAGGACUUCACCUACCUGGAGGAAGCCGCCCUCUCAGUCAUCCUACGGCACCUCCAGAGCACGGACCAGACUGUGAAUGAGGGGCUCACUUUCCUCCGUGCCGUCCCCACGCUGUGCCUGGCUACAAUGGAGAGGGGCGAGGACAGCCUGGAGCCGCCCUGCUGCAAAGCGGCACUUGUGGAGAGGAUUGUGGUGCUGAUUGACAAGCUGUCCCAGUGUGAAGAAGAGCCCAGCACCAUCCUUCCUUACAGCAUGGCUGUUGUUUGCAUCCUCAGCAAACUGAAGCCAGCCCUGGAGCCAGCCCUGGAAUCGCGCCUCCUCUACACCACCCUCCACAAGACCUUCCUGAUGGCCACAGGGCACAACAGCCAGCACAUCCAGGGCAUGCAGCGGAUCAGCGUGGAGUACCUGGAGGCCACGCUGAGGUGCCUGCUGGCAACUGCCCCCAGCCUGGCCAGGCUGCAGUUCAUCGGGCAGCACUUGACCUUGUGGCUCCAGGUGGAAGAUGAGAGGGACAGAGCCACGGCCAUGAAGAUCACCACCAGCCUGCUCUGCUUUGCAGUCUCCCUCCUCCCACAGUUUGAGGACUCGCCCAAGGUGCCCCUGGUGGGUGACCUGGUGGCCCUGCUGGGUCUGUGCAUCAGCGACCCAGUGGAGGAGAUCAGCCGCCAGGCCAAGGAGGGCCUCUCCCACCUCUACAAGAUCUUGCUGCAUCAGAAGGGGCAAGACAUCCAAGAGGCACAGGAGCUGUGGCCAAUCAGCCAGCACCAGCCCCGCCGAAUCCUUCUCUACAUCGAUCUGGCCACAAUGGGAGAGGCGUUCAGGAAGAUCCUCUCCGAAGACCAGAGGAGAGCGUUUGCACAGAGGGCGCUGCUGGGGAUCCACCACAUCACGCUGCACGUGAGCCAGGCCGGGGUGGUUCUGCUCUAUGCCAUCCUGGGACAAGCUGGCCACCUGACGGGGGCAGAGGAGAAGGAAAUUCCCGUCAGGGUACUGAGGAAGCUCCUGAUCCUGAAAUGCUUCCAUCAGCUGCCCAAAGAGCUGCAGAGGCACAGUCAUCUGGAGAGUGCCUCAAGGAUCCCCUCCUCUCCGCAGCAGCCCCAUCCAUCCUGAUGCAAGCGAAGGCUGGGUGUGAGGCCACGGAUGCCAACUGCGAGGCAUGGGACACGGUGUAGGGGAGGUCGGAGCCGUGUAUAUAAGCCCUAGGUAUCAGCGUGUGGCAGGGCACUGCUAGUGCCUGCCACUUUAAGGGCUGGGUUAGGCAUCUAGCAAGUGCCUGAUGGCAGCAGUCAUUUUGACAACUUUGUAUAUAAAGGCUGCAGUCUGCUGCUGCCAGCGGAGGCAGAAACAUCGCCUCGCUGAGCUGCAGCAGGAACAACCAGGCGGUAAGGGAAAGAGCUUAUGGGGAUGGCUAGGAGGCUCUUGGUCCUGGGCACGACCGAAAACUGCACCCUGCCGGGAAUGGGUGGCCUGGUGGGGCUCCUAGUGGCGUGGGAGCCCCCAGGAAAUGGCAGGCCAGUUACCACCCCGGUGAAAGGCGGGUCGGGGCGCCUUAAUAACCCCAGCUCCCACAACCAGGUGGGUAACCCCAUAGUAGGCCUGAGAUGGCGGACCCCUGUGAGAGAGCGGACUAGAUGCUCACAACCCUGACUUGAGGCACCCUCAACUGGUCAGUGCUGGGGCCAGGACCAGAAGGGUCAAAAGGGCCAGGGGCCCACUGUGAGGGACGCCCAGAGCCAAGGGCCUGGGGUUUCUAACUGGCCUUGGAGGGGAGGCCAGGGCCUGUGUGGCCAAAGGUCCCGGGGUGUGGGGCACACCUGAGAGGGGGAAGAGUGCAGGGAGGUAGACAGCCCAGAAUGAGGGCUGAGUAGGCCGCCUGAUUGGAAGGAGCCAGUUGGAGUCCAGACUGGAGGAUUAUGGGGCCCAGGAUGGGGCCAAAGAUGCUAAGAACUGGGAUGCCAGCUGUGAGACAUGAGCUGCAGCAUAGGGGAGGAUUUGGAGCUGCAGAUAACAUCCUCUGGAAUCGGGGCCAGAGAUGGACAGCCUCCCGCUUAAUUAAGACCAUCUUUUUGUAUCACCAAGGUGUGGCAGGAAAGAGAGGCGGGCACUUAGCCCAGAAAUAGGUGGGCAGGAAGGGCCUCCUGUUACACAGUGCAAGUAAGUGGGCAGCUUCCUGCCAUGUUCUCAUCUUUCACCUGUAUCAUCAAGGUUGUGGCAGGUGAGGGAGGCGGGCAGUUAGCCCUAAGACAAGUGGGUGGGUCAACGAUUUGACCGGCCCCAGGAUGCCCACAUGUUAUAAGUGCACAGGAGGAUUAUGGUUCAAUCAGACUGGCCAGCAGCACUGGCCUUGCUCAAGGCCUCUUGGUUGGGACACCCCUCUGAAUUUGGUUGGUGUUUGCGAGAGACGCACUGAAAUUAGAUUAAGGGUUCAAAAACAUAAAAGGGAUUGCUUUAGGACUAAGAGGAACAUGAGAAUAAAGAGUAUAAAGGGUGAUAAUGACAAGGCAGGUAAACAAUGGGAAGCACACACAAUAAUACCGAUGCAGUACUUUACUAAAUAUCACAAUCAACUGGAAGACCCAGUUAAAACAACAGGAAAAUGGCAAAUGGGAUCAAGGAAACAGACAGUUAAGAAUGGGGCAGAAAUUUAUGGCAAUCCAGAGGAUGAAACCAGGCUGUCAAUCCAAGGAGGUUCAAAUAGGUUGGAAGGCAGGAAGGUCACCUGGGACUGGGUUGUUCAGUCUUACUGCCUCUCCCCGUCCAUGGGGAGCACAGAAAAUUAUACUCGCCAGUCUCACAGAAUCAGAGGCAGCCAGGCACAGCUCUCCCGCAAACGCACCCUCUCACCAUACAGAAACUGUGCAUACACGCCAACACUUGACCCGCACUCUCACAUUCAUCCUUCCCUUGAACGCUACGAGCGCCCAAACAGUGGGUCUUUAUUAACUCCAAUCAUAGUACUUUUGCCAAUCAAGCCAAGGUAAAAGCUGUCAAUCACUUUCAAUCACACUUUCCUGCCAGACACUCUGACCCAUCUGCGCAUACCCAGGCUUUCCUUUUGUAAUGAUAAGAUGACUUUCCCUGUUAUAACAAUGAAAUGAAACCAAAAAAAACCUCCGGGAUAAUAUGAACUAAUAAAUAAAGUACAAUAAAAAAGCCAUAUGAAAGCAAGACAAAAAUAGAUAAUGAAGCGUACAGGCUAUAAAUUUAGUAGAGACUUGAGGAAGGGGAGAGCUUCACAUUAUAUACAACUAACAGACAUACAUCUAGCUUUUCAGGGAUACCAAACCACAAAAGAAAUCAACUGAAAAACUUAAGAGAAGAUUCAUAUUGCACCCUAUUUCUUCAUGCUGAGCCCAGUUAUGUCUAUUUGCAUAUGUCAUCUUUUCCAUUUACGCAACAUGCAGAAGUUCUUUAACCCUUCCGAGAAUGCAGGUACACUGGGAGUUUACCAUUUGCUUGAAACAAUCCUUUUUCUGCAAACAAACAAUCCUUUCCACAAAUAUCUUAUGAGAUGUAAACAGAAGAUCAUCCCCUUGUUUUAACUCAUGGCAUUUUCCAGGAAGUGCCGUGAGUUACAACAAUCUCCUAGACCCAACAGAAGUCCCGAGGUUGGAGAAGCCAGCUGUUGUUUAGGCUGGUUGCAAGCAUUCAUCCGCUCUUCCGUCACAACGCGACUCCCCCAUUUCCAGACCUGGCAUGGUUUUCUUAAUGGGAGCGGGGAAAGGGAGCAGAAGAUCA
Alligator mississippiensis (American alligator) is the source of this 5986-nucleotide messenger RNA. RefSeq lists its product as uncharacterized. Bases 1700 to 3358 code for a protein of 552 amino acids. The record is from RefSeq and is a predicted model, not a curated record. Gene Ontology annotation, cellular component: cytoplasm. Lineage: Eukaryota; Metazoa; Chordata; Crocodylia; Alligatoridae. The transcript is spliced from 12 exons.